UCACGCUAGCAGCCGAUCGGAUCGGCUUUCUGGAGGAUGUGUCAGCAGCUUGAUAGAUGAUCACUACGGAACGCAUUUUAGGACAUGCUGAAGGAGACCACUGCUCCCUCCUCCGCCGCUCCGGAAACUUCCGAGAAAACCCGGAAGAAGCAAGGAAGUUCCGAACAGCGGGACAUGUUCAUCUGCUAUCUGGGACGGCGGGACAAGCAGGUAAAAUCAGGACACUUGGCAGGGAUGAGUCACUGUAGUUGUGCCAAUAUACCAAGUACCGCUUCAUGGUCAGUCUGAAAGCUCACUGUCAAUAGACAUACGGAUGUCCUUUUGAGGAUUCAGCAAACUGGGACUCACAAUUUACCAACUUGUGUAGCAAAACAGGAACAGAAGAUGGUGCGGCUGUACAACUGCCACCCGUUCGGUUCCCAGCGAAUUGUGCCUACUAAGCAGGCUCCAGAUUUGUUCUGCUGUGGCCGGGAUAGUGUAUUUGUGAUUAGUGCUGGAGGGUGUAAAGUGGAGGUAUUUACGGUGUGCCAAAACCUGUGCCAACCUUUGUGCAGCUUUAGCACCCUAGGGAAAGUUCUACAUAUGGCCUACAAUGAUGUUGGUGAUUAUUUGGUCACUAUUGAAGAAAAAAAUAACGUUUCAUCCCUCCGGGCUUAUGUCAAUUGGAGAUGUUCUUCCAGCGAAAAUCCCCGUGUGAGCGUGCGAAUGGUUGGAUUGAAACUGAAAUCUCCGCAUAUAGGUGCCUCAAAGGAUCAGAUGGAAAUUAUUGAAAUGCCUCUUUCUGAGCCUCCGCUCUGCAUUGCCUGCUGCCCUGUACAGGGAGACCUUCUUGUGGGAUGCAAGAGCAAAUUAAUCAUCUUUCAUUUAAAGAACAUUUUCAUCCAGGACUCACUAGUUCUUGAUUUUGAUGGUGAUCUUAUACUGCAUGUGACUGGGAUUGUCCCAGUUCAGGCUUCAUUUUGUGCUGGAUAUAUUGGCAUUAUGAAUGACCUAGAAGUCUUAGUAAUGAAGCUUGUAUCCACAUCAUCAGAAACCCCGUUUACUACACAUCAGGAUAUGAGUGAAUUGGAAACCUUUCAGGAGAAAGUUACUCUCUCCACUUCAGCAUCUCAACUUCCAGAGUCUAGUGACUUUGUCAUUUGCCAGAGACCCAUGGAACUAAUAGGUGAGGAGUGUAAAAUGUGUGGCAUAGGGAUAAGCCCAGAAUCAACAGGUCUAUCAUCGGAUUUCCAAAAUUGUACUCGAGUAUGCCACUUGCUCUACAGGAGAUUUGCACCUGACUUUACUGAAGGCAUCCAUGUGGAAAACACAAGACUACAUUCUCUGCAACUAAUGCCAAUGUAUAAAACAGGAAGUGGUAUUGCGUCAGAUCCCGAAAGUGCAACGCCUCAAAAAGAGCUUCUGGCCAUGUUUUGCUUCUUCUCCAUGCCCAAUACUGGCUUUCUGUACAGCAUUGGGAGCACUGUUGUACGAAUUUCUUUGUAUCAGUAUCCAGAGAUGUCCCAGCAGGCAGUUCUAACUCCACAGUUCCUACAUGUUAUUACAAGAAACAAUCUGCAGUGUUUCACAGUAAGAUGCAGUGCAGCAGCAGCAAGGGAGGAAGACCCCUACAUAGAUACAACUAUGAAGUCUUGCCCACCAGUGUCAAUGGAUGUUUGCACUUUAAGGAUGCAGCUUUUUAUAGGACUCAAAGCUAUAGCACACUUUAAAAAAUAUUUAAUCAUCCUGACAAAAACAAAUAUCGACGACACAGAGGAAAAAGGGAGAUCUACUCCCCAAAGGCAAAGAUCUAAAAAGCCUGUUAAAAAUAAGACAACCGAAGAUGCAGAACCUAGCUGGAAUUUGUAUGUUGUGAGCACCACACCCAUUGUUCAACUCUACAAGGAAAUGGUAGAAUACAGCAAAAGAUAUGAGACUGCGAAGACCCAGGGCAGCAUUCAUCUGCUUAAUGAAGCUCAUUUACUACUGAGAUCAGCUCUAAUGGACCCAAACCUGGAUGAAUCAAUAGUGAAAAGUGAACUAAUAGCAGCAUUCAGAGAAAGCUGUGCACACUUAGGUGACUGGUUCAGCAGGUUGGGCACGAAGCAUUCUCACCUUGCUCUUCCAUACUACAAGAUGUCCUGCUUAUCCAUAUCUGACAUCAUAAACAGAAUUGUAGGCAUGGAAAUGCCUCGUGGCUAUGGCAAAGGAUUUCUAUUUUACCUCAAGCAUGCUCUAUUUGAAGAGCAGGAUGAACAGCUGAGUGAGGCAAUGGCUUUAAAAGUAAUUGAAAUAUUUAAUGCCAUGGAGAAAACCCAACUGCCUCAUGUUUUGUGUAGUCCCUGCCUUGCACAUGUAUCUCCCAGAAAGGCAAUGGGCUACUUGCAGAACUUGCAACCUUCAACCUUAGUGUCACUUAUAAAGGCAAACAUGGCACGGAGAAUGAAUGACCUGGACACAUGCAAAAAUGAAAUCCAGCAUCAUUCGGAGAUGAUGUUACUUUGUGCCUUUAUGGAUGAGCCGAGACUGCUGAUGAAUGAGAGAGGCAAAGAUGUCAUCCCAACUGCUUUGGCUUUUUACUUUAAAGACGCUGCACCGGGAUUACUUGUGGCUUCUUUAGUGGCUUUGCACGAAAACAACAAAAUUAACCUAGCAGAGGCAGAGUUAUUCUUCAAGGCACUUUGUGAGAAGAUGGAUGAUGAAGAGAAUGUUCCUCAGAUGCUUGUUGAUUUUUGGGAAGCUCGUCUUUCCACCUACCCCCCUGAAUCCGUAUUACAGGAUAUUCUCUUCAAACUGACAUCAUAUUACGUAUGGAGAAUCUGCCGGCCCCACCAUUUAUGUGUUAAGCCACUGAAGAGCCCUGAAGAUCUGCGAAAUUCCUGUAGUCAUUUUGGAUUAAUAAGCCCUUGGACUUCAAAGAUGAUGUCUAAGGAAUCUGCACUGUGUUAUGACUGUGGAGAAUUCUUUAAAUUACAGUCUCUUCUCAGUGGUCCAUCCAUGGAUGUCAAGCUGUUUCUACCAUUUCUGAAGCUUAUACCCGAAGACAACAACUCCUGUCUGAGUAUUCACAUUCUGUGUGCAACACGCCUGAUGCAAUAUGAGAAGUCAAUAGAGAAGCUUCUGGAUCGCUGCCCUGAAGCUGUGAUCUCAUAUGCGAAGCAUGAAGUAAAAGAAGGAAGUCGGGACAUUUGGUGGAAUAUGCUACUGCCUGAACUGUGCAAUCGAAUCCGAUCCAUCCAAAGCAAUAAUGAAGUGUUCAUCUCGUCCUUAAAAGACACUCUGGAGAUGAUCGCUAUGGAACUCGAUACUAAAGACUUUCUCAAUGCACUUCCUGAUGAUGGAACAGCAGCGUUUUUCCUGCCUUAUCUUCUAAACCAAAGCAAAAAGAAACUGACAGUUUAAAUAUUUUAUGUUUUGUAUUUAUUUUAAAAAGUACCAGUUUUAUAACCAUAAUAUCUUAUUACUAUGAAUAUUAUUACUGCAGCCACAAUACCAUGUGAAGCAAAUCAGCUGAGGAGGCAGUGGUAUACAGUAAAUAAUACAACUUCUCUCUAUGGCCUUGUGUUUUAUUUCAAUGGUUUCAGAUUGCUGGUGUCUGAAAAGUUGCUAAGAAUGGAACAUCUUAUGACAUACUAAAUCAUAAUUUAAAGUGAACCACCCCUUUUACAAGCCCAUGCUACUUCCUACAGCCCCUUUCCCUUUGUCAAUAGUUCGUCCCGGGGGGGGGGGGGGGUAGAUGGCAUCUCAUGCCACUUCGGGGGAUCUUAUGUUUGAUCGGAACACAGAACAUGUACGGUUAAAAUAAUUUCUGGAUCAGCUACAACCGCUCAAGCUCAUGGGGUGAUUUUCAACAGAAGAGCACUUGAAAUGACGCAAUAACAAUAAAAGUGUAGCUCACAAAGCAAUAGUUUUUUGGCUGCUGGGGUCAGUGACCUCCCCCUUCAUUUGAAAGAUGGAGACGCAGAAGAAGGGGGUAAAUACAAAAAAAAAAAAAAUAUAUAUA
This is a messenger RNA of Xenopus laevis (African clawed frog), 3982 nucleotides long. It is a transcript of the gene hps3.L, whose product is annotated as HPS3, biogenesis of lysosomal organelles complex 2 subunit 1 L homeolog. Gene Ontology annotation, cellular component: BLOC-2 complex; cytoplasm. The transcript has 18 exons. Lineage: Eukaryota; Metazoa; Chordata; Amphibia; Anura; Pipidae. The record is from RefSeq and is a predicted model, not a curated record. Bases 385 to 3381 code for a protein of 998 amino acids.